CGUGGUUCCUUCACACCCACACACAUCUCUACGUACCAUUCACUCCCCACCCACGCCUGCUGCCUUUUCUUUUCUCUCUUCUCUUUCCAUGAAUCGGUGUUGUUACUUGUAGUCACGCCGGCGGCGAGAUCGGGACCCAAUGGGAGGAGGAGGAGGAGGAGGCGAGAGUUCGUCGGUUGGCGCGCUGGUGCCUACGGUCAAGUCGGAACCCGUAGAUUCCUCAGCAGAGGCGCCGCUCGCUCUGCCUCCGCCAUCGGAGGCGCCGGAGAAGGAGCAGGAUGCGGAGGAGGAGGAAUUGGAGGUGGAUAAGGAUAUUCUCUGCCCGAUUUGCAUGCAAAUAAUAAAGGAUGCCUUUCUGACGGCGUGUGGACACAGCUUUUGCUACAUGUGUAUCGCGAUUCAUCUUCAGAAUAAGAGCGACUGUCCUUGUUGCUCUCACUUCCUUACCACAAAUCGUCUCUAUCCUAAUUUCCUCCUCAACAAGUUACUAAUAAAAACCUCUGCCCGUCAAAUAGCUAAAACUUCCAGUCCUUUGGAACAACUUCGCCAGGCGCUAGAACAGGGAUGCGAAGCAUCUGUCAAGGAGCUUGAGAGCCUCUUGCAUCUUAUUGCUGAGAGGAAAAGUAAAAUGGAGCAAGAAGAAGCUGAGACUAAUCUACAGAUUCUGCUGGAAUUUCUGCAUUGUUUGAAAAAGAAAAAACUCGAUGAGCUCAAUGAGAUUCAAUCUGACCUCAAGUAUAUUAAAGAAGACAUUCAUGCUGUGGAGAGACAUCGGAUAGAAUUGUAUCGACGAAGGGAUAGAUAUUCCGCAAAACUGAGAAUGCUUGUUGAUAACCCCAUUCCACAACCAGCAUGGCCAUCAUUGAUGAAUAAAUAUAGUGGUGCUCCCUUCUCGAAGAAGGGCAUGACACCAGUUCAAGGACGCUUAAUUUGCACUGGCUCUCAAAACAGAAAAUCUGAUGCAAAACCUCCAGCAAGCCCUUUUGUCACAAGAAAGGAUGCACAUGGAGGAUCAGACCCCCAAAAUGGUACUCAAUGUGGACUGGCGUUGGCAAGAAAGAGGCGGGUCCAUGCACAGUUCACUGAUCUACAAGAAUGUUACUUACAAAAACGAAGAUAUUGGGCAAGGUUAUCUCUAGAACAGCAAAUGCAAGAACGGGAUUCACAUGGGUUAAAGAAAGAAGGUUACACGGAAGGACUUGAGGAUUUUCAGUCUGUUUUGUCAACCUUCACCAGAUACAGUCGGCUACGAGUUGUUGCUGAACUCAGACAUGGAGAUUUGUUUCAUUCAGCUAAUAUUGUAUCAAGUAUAGAAUUUGACAGAGACGACGAACUCUUUGCUACAGCUGGAGUGUCCCGGCGCAUCAAGAUUUUUGAGUUUUCAUCGGUAGUUAACGAGUCAUCCGAUGUACAAUGCCCAGUUGCGGAAAUGUCCACACGAUCAAAACUCAGUUGUUUAAGCUGGAACAAAUACACAAAGAGUCACAUAGCCAGUAGUGACUACGAUGGCAUAGUAACAGUUUGGGAUGUGACUACUCGGCAGAGCAUGAUGGAAUACGAGGAACAUGAAAAACGUGCAUGGAGCAUUGAUUUUUCCCGCACAGAGCCCUCAAUGCUUGUCUCCGGUAGCGAUGACUGCAAGGUCAAAGUCUGGUGUACAAAACAGGAGGCGAGUGUGCUCAAUAUCGACAUGAAAGCCAAUAUCUGUUCUGUAAAAUACAACCCUUCAUCCAGCUUUCAUGUAGCGAUUGGUUCUGCAGAUCAUCAUAUUCAUUACUAUGACUUGAGAAAUGUCGCUCAGCCAUUGCACAUAUUCAGUGGGCAUGGAAAGGCGGUAUCAUAUGUGAAAUUUCUGUCCGAUAAUGAGCUCGCUUCUGCAUCAACUGAUAGCACAUUACGCCUCUGGGAUGUCAAGGACAACAUUCCACUGCGCAUAUUCCGGGGACACACAAAUGAGAAGAAUUUUGUGGGCUUAUCAGUGAACAGGGAAUAUAUGGCCUGUGGCAGCGAAACAAACGACGUUUUCGUGUAUCACAAGGCUAUAUCGAAACCAGCAGCAUGGCACCGAUUCAUGAACUCGGAUGCAGACGAACGCGAGGAGGACACGGGCUCCUAUUUCAUCAGCGCCGUGUGCUGGAAAAGUGAUAGCCCGACCGUCCUGACGGCGAACAGCCAAGGAACAAUAAAGGUCCUAGUACUUGCUCCUUGAGUCUACACAUCUGGAUAAAAAACUGCGGGAACAUACAGAAAAUUACAGGUAGAUCAAGAAGUUAUGAGAUCCAACUUAUUGGAUUAAAUUAGCUCUGUGGGAUAAAAUGUCACCUAUUUGAUAAAAUGGUAAGUUCAGUGUGUAGUAUACCCUUAUGCUAGUUUGAUCUUUAGUCUUGCCUGAACAUGCUUAUUUUCAGAAAUCUUUAUGUAUAUAUAUAAUUUUUUUUGUUAAAUAUUAUUCCCUUGGGAAAGGUGUGAUAUAAUUAACUUAUGUAUGCUAGUACGGAGUUUAUGAUUAGGGGGCUGGUCUUUAUUUAAUACACAAAAUAAUCAGACGAUAUUAGUGACUAUGGGAUAGUGUUAUAUUAUGUAAAAUCAUAUUUUGUUUGUUCUUG
This is a messenger RNA of Andrographis paniculata, 2606 nucleotides long. RefSeq names its product E3 ubiquitin-protein ligase COP1-like. Lineage: Eukaryota; Viridiplantae; Streptophyta; Magnoliopsida; Lamiales; Acanthaceae. Gene Ontology annotation, molecular function: ubiquitin protein ligase activity; protein binding. The transcript has 13 exons. Bases 140 to 2209 code for a protein of 689 amino acids. The record is from RefSeq and is a predicted model, not a curated record. Gene Ontology annotation, biological process: proteasome-mediated ubiquitin-dependent protein catabolic process.